Messenger RNA from Artibeus jamaicensis (Jamaican fruit-eating bat), 4692 nucleotides. RefSeq names its product histone-lysine N-methyltransferase PRDM9-like. Gene Ontology annotation, cellular component: nucleus. Gene Ontology annotation, biological process: regulation of DNA-templated transcription; positive regulation of reciprocal meiotic recombination. Bases 144 to 2735 code for a protein of 863 amino acids. The record is from RefSeq and is a predicted model, not a curated record. Gene Ontology annotation, molecular function: zinc ion binding; histone H3K4 methyltransferase activity; histone H3K36 methyltransferase activity. The transcript has 8 exons. NCBI's taxonomy places the organism in Eukaryota, Metazoa, Chordata, Mammalia, Chiroptera, Phyllostomidae.
CAGUAUGCUUAUUAUGUCACUUGUUGUGUUUAAAUGUUUGAGCCCUUGGGGACUUAUUUUGUGUCUAUGAAUUGCAUGGUCAGCAUUUACUGACUUAAGUUUCCACGGAAUGCAGUGCAGUCUUGACCGUAUCCUCAUUGGUUAUGCAGCGUUUGCUGAAAGUGGGUUUCAUGAGGGAAGGUACAGACAGGCCUGGAGGAAAGUUGGGGAUCCCCGACCACAGUUGGGCGGAAAAAAAGUCACUUUGUCAGGCAACAGAAGGGCCAUGUCCCACCCGGCUUGGGGCUCCCAGCUCCUGCGGGGCAGGGAAAAUGAGCCACUGCCGUCACCAAGCCUCUGCUCACUGUAGGCUCGCUACAGGCACUCAGGAGACCCACGACAGCCAAUCCCAAUGGGGCAGGGAGGGCCUUCCUUCCGCCAGUCCCAAACCCAGUGGGCUCUGGCCCUCUGCUCCGCCCCUUCAGCUUAUUCUGACCGCUCAUUGGUGGGCAGGGCCCUGGGAUCACAGCACUGAUUGGCGGAUUGCUCCAACGCAGUUAUCCCCGCAGAAACCUCUCCGCGGGUGCCCUCACUCCUCCAGAGGUCAGGAAGCACAGGAGCUCAGAGAGGACGCUGGUCCGAGGUGGGCAGCGCAGCAGGGGAGACUGACCGGCUCCAGGGGGAAGACCCUGAGGACUCAGAUGAAGAAUGGACUCCAAGGCAGCGAGGCAACAUCCAAGGUGCCAUUAAGCAAUGAAUAUACUUUGAAAGAAUUGUCAAGAACAGCAAAAUUGAUGACCACAAGUGACUCAGAGGAGUCCCAGAAACCACUGCCCCCUCCUGGAGAAGCAUGUGCCUUUGGAAAGCGCAUUAGACAAAAAUCGGAACUCAAGAGAAAGGAGAUGGACGUAAAGAUGUACAGCCUACAAGAAAGAAAGGACCGUGUGUACCAAGAGGUCACCGAGCCCCAGGAUGAUGACUACCUUUAUUGUGAGAAGUGUCAGAACUUCUUCGUCGACAGCUGUGCUGUGCAUGGGCCCCCUACGUUUGUAAAGGACAGUGCAGUGGACAAGGGGCAUCCCCACCGCUCAGCCCUCACCCUGCCCCCUGGGUUGAGAAUUGGGCCAUCCUGCAUCCCUGAGGCUGGGCUUGGAGUUUGGAAUGAGGCAGCUGAUUUGCCAGUGGGUCUGCACUUUGGCCCUUAUGAAGGACACAUCACAGAAGAUGAGGAGGCAGCCAAGAGCAGAUACUCCUGGCUGAUCGCCAGAGGGAGAAACUGCUAUGAGUAUGUGGAUGGAAAGGACAGGUCCUGGGCCAACUGGAUGAGGUUUGUGAACUGUGCCCGGGAUCAUGAAGAGCAGAACCUGGUGGCCUUUCAGUAUCACAGGCAGAUUUUCUACCGAACCUGCCGGGUCAUCAGACCAGGAUGUGAGCUGCUGGUCUGGUUCGGGGAUGAGUAUGGCCAGGAGCUGGGCAGCAAGUGGGGCAGCAAGUGGAAGAGAGAGCUCAUGGCCAGAAGAGCAGAACCAAAGCCAGAAGUGCACCCAUGUCCCUCCUGCUCUCUGGCCUUCUCCAGUCAGAAAUUCCUCAGCCAACACAUGAAAUUCAAUCAUCCCUCUCGGAUUUUCCUGGGAACAUCUGCAAGAAAACAGCUCCUAGCAGAGGAACCCUGUCCAAAGGAUCGGAAUCAGCAGCAGCAACAUACUAGUACGCACAGCUGGAAUGAUAAAGCUGAAGGUCAAGAGGUCAAUGAAAGGUCCAAGCCUUUGCCUAAAAGGAUCAGUCAGAAGAGAAUCUCAAGACCCUUUUUCCAACCUUCCAAAGAAGGAAUGAGGAGAUCUAGUGACCAUGAGAGAAUGAUGGAGGAGGAGCCCCGCAGAGGCCAGGAAGAGAGUCCAGAGGACACAGGCAAGUUCUUUGUGAAAUUAGCAAUGUCAACAGAUACAACAAUUCAGCAUGGAAGGAGUUGGCAAGGCUUAAAUGAUGGGUCACACGUCAUCACACAUCAGGGGACACACUCAGGAGAGAAGCGCUAUGUCUGCAGCGAGUGUGGGCGAGGCUUUAUUUGGAAAUCAGUUCUCAUUGCACACCAGAGGAUACACUCGGGGGAGAAGCCCUAUGUCUGCAGGGAGUGUGGACGAGGCUUUACCUGGAAAUCAGUUCUCAUUGCACACCAGAGGACACACUCAGGAGAGAAGCCCUAUGUCUGCAGGGAGUGCGGGCGAGGCUUUACACAGAAGUCAGUUCUCACUGCACACCAAAGGACACACUCAGGAGAGAAGCCCUAUGUCUGCAGGGAGUGUGGGCGAGGCUUUAUACAGAAGUCAAUUCUCAUUACACACCAGAGGACACACUCAGGAGAGAAGCCUUUUGUUUGCAGCGAGUGUUGGCGAGCAUUUACACAGCGGUCAAAUCUCCUCAGACACCAGAGGACACACUCAGGGAAGAAACCCUUUGUUUGCAGGGAGUGUGGGCAAGGUUUUACAGAGAAGUCAGUUCUCAUCACACACCAGAGGACACACUCAGGGGAGAAGCCCCAUGUUUGCAGGAAGUGUGGGCAAGGCUUUACACCGCAGCCACAUCUCAUCACACACCAGAGGACACACUCAGGGCAGAAGCCCUAUGUUUGCAGAGAGUGUGGGGGUCUUUACACAGCGGUCACAUCUCCUCAGACACCAGGAGACACACUCAGGGGAGAAGCCCUAUGUUUGCAGGGAGUGAGGGAGAGGCUUUACAUGCAAGACAAUUCUUGUUAGGCACCAGACAGUACAUUCAGGGAAGAAGACCUAUGUUUGCAGGGAGUGUGGGAGAGGCUUUACCUGGAAGUCAGUUCUCAUCCGACACCACUGGACACACUCUGGGGAGAAGCCCCAUGUUUGCAGGUGAAGUGAGUGGGUCAUUAGCAUUAAGUCACAUAUCGAUAGUCAUAGGAAGUCCACAGCCCCUUACUCUCCCCAAGAUUGUAAUUACUAUAGAAAUAACUGGUUAAACAAAUCCUCCAGUUUGAUUACAAGAGACAAAAUGGACAGACAGUUCCAUAGUGAUAUGGGGAUGUCAGCACCAAACUCGUUACUGUUUUUUUUGACCUAUUGUCAAACUUUUUGUCUCUAUACACAUCUCUCAUUUUCCCCAUCAUUUUCCCCAUUUUCCUAAAGAGCCACAAAGAACUCAUUCCCUCAGUCACGGAAAUUCAACUCCUGUAAAUGUGUAAAUGUGGAAUCAGUGUACUUCUGUUACUCCCCAAAGAGAGGGAUUUGAGACAGACACCCGGGAAGGGAAUUCCCCAGACUCUUGGAAAGGGCCUUUUCUCCUAAUCAGUUCCCUACCCCUCCUCCCUUGGCUUCUCUUGUCUCUUCUGGUUUCCUACAACGUCUGGAGCCUCAGAGGUGAAUGGCAGGGAGAGAUGGGUGCUUGUGCAUAGACGUGAGCCGCUCAGUCUGGGCACCUGGUCUUCCUCACUCUCCUUGCUGCCCCUUCAGGGUCAGCAUUUGCUGGUGCACAGCGUACAGAUUCCACAUCAGUCCAUAGUGGGUGUGAGUCUCAGCUCUGUCUUCUCCAGCUGUGUGACCUGAGGCAAGAGUCUCAACUUCUCUCUGCCUGCUUCCUAGUCUGUGUAAUGGAAAUGGGAACUCCAGCCUUUUGGUUUGACAUUCAAAGUUGAGUCAGCACAGACAGAAUCUGGCAAGAGGAUGGCUGAGAUUGCAAGUCCUCCUUAACAGCCUUCAAUGCCCGUGUCUUCCUGGUUUUAGUGGUGGACAAAGGAAGAUAAGGACAGGUUAGAGGUCUGCAGCGGAAUUCAGAAUUUGAGCAGACCCCACUGCUUUCCCCACAUAGACUGAGCUGCCCUGAGAAGGAGGCCUGAGGUGGGGGAUAUGCCUCCGUCCCCAUUACCACCCUCUCACUGAGCCUGGGCACCCUCAGAACCUCCUCAACACAGGCAGGUGCUACUGAGAGUGACCUGUGAAACAAGACCCUAGUGCACCCCUGGCAGAGAACUGACGGGGAGCAGCACCUGCCUGCACUGGUGUGAUAGGGUAGAUGGUGAGCCAAGGCAGGGAGGAUGAGGAAGAUAUGUCUCACAUGACGUAAGAAGGCUAAACUAAUUGAAAUGAAGGUUAAUACACAGGAAACCAAUAGUGAUGGAAAGGAAACUGGGACUCAAAUCAAAGGAGUGGACCAGAAGGAGGAGAAAAAUGACCAAACAGAAAAGGAUGAAGAAACGAGUUCAGAAAAAGGAGGAGAGGCUUAGGAACCUUCAGGACAUCUUUAAAUGCUCCAACAUCUGAAUUAUAGGGUACCAGAAGGAGAAGAGGAACAGCCACCAGUGGAAAACUUAUUUGAACAAAUAAUAAAGGAGAACUUCCCUGGCAAAGGAAUAGACUUCCAGGAAAUCCAGGAAGCUCAGAGAGUCCCAAAGAAGUUGGACCCAAGGAGGAACACACUAAGGCACAUCAUAAUUAUAUUAGCCAAGAUUUAAAUGAAGGAGAGAAUCCUAGAAGCAGCAAGAGCUAAGGGGACAGUCACCUACAAAGGAGUCCCCAUCAGACUGUCAGCUGAUUUCUCAAAAGAGACCUUACAGGCAAGAAGGGCUGGAAAGAAGGAUUCCAAACAUGAAAUCCAAAGACCUAUGUUCAAGAUUGCUCUAUCCAGCUAAGCCAUCAUUUAGAAUGGAAGGGCAGGUAAAGUGCUUCUCAGAUAAGGUUAAGUUCAAGG